CGGCUUGCCGCGUACUUGGAGCGGGGGCUGGCCCUAAUAGUAAACACAGAGGCUAACAGCGUAUGUUUGCUUUUAAACUUCCAAACGGCAGCCAGUUAACGAUUCAUUGGACUCAAACUUUCAGUUGUGUAAAGAGCGGAUGUUCGCCGUCGACUCCUUUGACGGGCUUGCCUGUUAUGUUUGCGUGUAUCUUGUAAACUAGAGAGUCGCCAGGGUGCGAUGUUUUUUUUAGCUGACAUCCAGCUGAAUAGGCGAAAGCACCAGAGCGUGUGUGAAUAGACUCAUUGUGCGGCUGCUGCCUGCCUGUCUGGUUUAGUGUGUAUGUCAGUGUGUGUGUGGCCUCGGCAUCCUUUUCUCUUCGGUGUCGUUUAUGCCACACGCACUCUCCGUCAUCGCUGCCUGCUGGCUGACACGCUGCGUGGACGGGCAGUAGGACAUUACCGGCGACAGCGAGCUGUCCGCUUGGCUACGGCCGCCGCUCGCUUUUGUCUGCCCACGGCGGUGACCGUAAAACAAAAACAACAACAAAAAGUCCCCACUAUGCCCCAGACUGGCAAAUCGAAAAACGCACCACCGGCGUCGGACUCUCUGCGUCCUCAAAUGGGGCCCCCGGCUGGGGAUCCAGAGGGUCUCCGGGAUGAUGAGGGGGACUCUGGACAGGACAACCAAGGAGACGCGGACAUCAUAAAAUCUCCAAGUGAUACCAAACAGUACAGGUACAUUAUGCUGGACAACGGGCUGCGUGCUCUGCUCAUCUCGGACUUCAGCUACCCGCUCGUGUCAGAAGACGACGACGACGAGGAGGAAGAAGAGGAGGAGGAAGGUGGUGAAGAGGAGGAGGAGGAGGAAGAGGAAGAUGACUCCAGUGAUGAAACCAAGGAGGAGUCGGAUGAAGGCGGCGACGAGGACGAUGACCGGCAGGGGAGGAAGAAGAGAGGGAAUGCAGAGAAGCAGUCUGCAGCCGCCCUGUGUGUCGGAGUGGGCAGCUUCAGUGAUCCCGCUGACCUCCCUGGCCUUGCCCACUUUCUGGAACACAUGGUUUCCAUGGGCAGCGAGAAGUACCCCUCGGAAAACGGCUUUGAUGCCUUUCUCAAGAAACACGGCGGCAGCGACAACGCCUCCACCGACUGCGAGAGGACCGUCUUCCAGUUUGACGUGCAGAGGAGAAGCUUCAAAGAGGCGCUCGACAGGUGGGCUCAGUUCUUCAUCUGCCCCCUGAUGAUCCGAGACGCUAUAGACAGGGAGGUGGAGGCCGUCGACAGCGAAUACCAGCUGGCCAAGCCGUCCGAUUCGCACAGGAAGGAGAUGCUCUUUGGCAGUCUGGCCAAGCCGGGACACCCCAUGGGCAAGUUCUGCUGGGGGAACGCCCAAACUCUGAAGCAAGAGCCGAAGAAGAAGAACAUCAACAUCUACGAGCGGCUACGAGAAUUUUGGGAGAGACACUACUCUGCGCAUUACAUGACCCUAGCUGUCCAGUCCAGAGAGAAACUGGACACGCUGGAGAUGUGGGUGCGAGAGAUCUUCAGCAAGGUGCCCAACAAUGGCCUUCCCAAGCCGGACUUCUCCGACAUGCGGGACCCCUUUGAUAUGUCAUCUUUCAACAAACUAUACAGAGUCGUCCCCGUUCGGAAGGUGCAUUCGUUGAACAUCACCUGGGCGCUGCCGCCUCAAGAAAAGCACUACAGAGUGAAGCCUCUUCACUACAUAUCGUGGCUGAUUGGCCACGAAGGUCCAGGAAGUAUCCUCUCCAUGCUUAGGAGGAAGUGCUGGGCCCUGGAUCUGUUCGGAGGAAACAGCGAAAGCGGCUUUGAUCAGAACACCACCUACUCCAUCUUCUCCAUCUCCAUCACGCUCACUGACGAAGGUUUCCAGAACUUCUACCAGGUGGUCCACCUGGUGUUCCAAUAUCUCAAGAUGCUUCAGAUCCUCGGCCCUCAGAAAAGGAUAUACGAAGAAAUUCAGAAGAUCGAGGCCAACGAGUUUCGCUAUCAGGAAGAGAGCGACCCUAUCGAAUACGUGGAGGACAUCUGCGAGAACAUGCAGCUGUUCCCCAAGGAGGACUUGCUGACGGGAGACCAGCUGAUGUUUGACUUCAGCCCCGAGGUGAUUGGUGCAGCGCUGUCCCUGCUCACCCCCGAGAAAGCCAACCUGAUGCUGUUGUCGCCAGAACACGAGGGCCGCUGUCCCCUCAGGGAGAAGUGGUUUGGAACACAAUACAGCGUGGAGGACAUCCAAGCGGAGUGGAUGGAACGCUGGACGGCAAAUUUGGAGCUGAGCGGCGAGCUUUGCCUUCCCGCCGAGAACAAGUUCAUCGCCUCUAACUUCACCCUCAAGCCUUCCGACUGCCCCGACACAGAAUUCCCCGUGCGCAUCACCAAGAGCGACAGAGGCUGCCUUUGGUACAAGAAGGAUAACAAAUUCAAAACUCUCAAAGCCUACAUCAGAUUUCAUCUCAUCUCUCCUGUCAUCCAGCAGUCGGCUAAAACCGUGGUGCUCUUCGACCUGCUGGUCAACAUCCUGGGCCACAAUCUGGCCGAGCCCGCAUAUGAGGCCGAGGUGGCCCAGCUGGAGUAUAAACUAGUGGCGGGCGAGCACGGGCUGGUGAUCAAGGUCAAAGGAUUUGACGACAAAUUGCCUCUGCUGUUCCGCCUGAUCAUCGACCACCUGGCUAGCUUCAAGGCCCCUCCAGACGUCUUCAGCAUGUUCUCGGAGCAGCUGAAGAAAACCUACUUCAACAUCCUCAUCAAGCCUUCCAAGCUUAACAAGGAUGUGCGCUUGCUGAUUUUGGAGCACGGCCGCUGGUCCAUGGUGGAGAAGUACCAGACGCUCAUGGCCGGCCUGAGCAGCGACGAGCUGGCGGAUUUCAGCCGACGACUCAAGGCCGAACUGUACGCCGAGGGCCUGGUGCAGGGCAACUUCAGCAGUGAAGAGUCGCGAGGCUUCCUGGAGUACGUGACAGACAAGCUGCAGUUCUCCAAAUUGCCAGUAGAGGUGCCAGUGAUGUUCCGAGUGGUGGAGCUGCCGAGGCAGCAUCACAUCUGUAAAGUCAAGUCUCUGAACAAGGGAGACGCCAACUCCGAGGUCACAGUCUACUACCAGUCUGGAUCCAAAGACUUGAAGGAGCAUACGCUGGUGGAACUCUUAGUGAUGCUGAUGGAGGAGCCUUGUUUUGACUUCCUUCGUACCAAAGAGACACUUGGGUACCACGUCUACCCAGCCUGCAGGAACACUUCGGGCGUUCUAGGUUUCUCCAUCACAGUGCAAACGCAGGCUUCCAAGUUCAAUACGGAGCUGGCCGACUUAAAAAUUGAAGAGUUCCUCGUUUCAUUUGGAGAGACGCUCGGCGCGCUGACUGACGAGGCCUUCCACGCUCAGGUGAGCACUCUGAUGAAGCUGAAGGAGUGUGACGACACACACUUGGGCGAGGAGGUGGACAGAAACUGGAGCGAGGUGGUCACAAAGCAAUACGUGUUUGACCGACUCAACAGAGAGAUCAAGGCCUUGAAGCAAAUGAGCCGCAGCGAGCUGCUCACCUGGUUCCGCGACCAUCGAGGAACCGACAGCCGCAAACUCAGCGUCCACGUGGUGGGCUUCGGCGUCAAGGAGGGCGACGACCAGAACAAUGACGAUGGCCGGGGACUCCCCGCCCAGGGCAGCUCGGCUUACGGCGAAGUGUCCAGGCUCUCCUUCCUGACGCCCUCGGCCAAGAUGGCGGGCGCCACCGCCAUCUUGGACAUCAAUGCGUUCAUUCAAAAGUUGGCCCUUUUUCCCUAUCACAGGAGUCACUAAUCGGCUGACCUGCUCCUUGCUGUGAAAUGAAGCGUGCAAAGGAAUACUUUCAGUGAUGAGUGUAGUAGUUUGACUCAAUAAAAGAAUCACCUCUGCACAUUUGAA
Molecule: messenger RNA, 3894 nt
Organism: Syngnathus acus (greater pipefish)
Lineage: Eukaryota; Metazoa; Chordata; Actinopteri; Syngnathiformes; Syngnathidae
Product: nardilysin-like
Exons: 31
Coding region: 322-3789 (1155 amino acids)
Biological process (GO): proteolysis
Molecular function (GO): metalloendopeptidase activity; metal ion binding
Source: RefSeq, a predicted model, not a curated record